Messenger RNA from Alnus glutinosa, 850 nucleotides. RefSeq names its product large ribosomal subunit protein uL11c. Gene Ontology annotation, cellular component: large ribosomal subunit; ribosome. Lineage: Eukaryota; Viridiplantae; Streptophyta; Magnoliopsida; Fagales; Betulaceae. The transcript has 4 exons. Gene Ontology annotation, molecular function: large ribosomal subunit rRNA binding; structural constituent of ribosome. The record is from RefSeq and is a predicted model, not a curated record. The coding region runs from base 94 to 762 and encodes 222 amino acids. Gene Ontology annotation, biological process: translation.
UAGGAUACAAACAGGGCAGAGAGUGGCGGAGGUUUUAUCCAAAACUUUGCGCUUUGGUGAAUGUGAAUCGAUCAAAAUCCCAUACUCUACCCAAUGGUGUCGAUGGCGUCUUCACUCUCCACUUUUCACUAUUCUCCUUCUUCUUCCAAGAACAGUGACAAUGUUAAGCUUUCCUCCUCUCUUUUCGGUUCACCCAUUGCCAUUAGUAGUUUCUCUUCAAAGCCCAACAACAUUUCUCUUGCUUCUCCAACACCCAGGCGUCUCGCGGUCAUCGCCAUGGCUCCACCCAAGCCCGGUGGCAAAUCCAAGAAAGUGGUGGGUUUGAUAAAGCUGGCUCUGGAGGCAGGGAAGGCGACCCCGGCGCCGCCUGUAGGGCCGGCAUUGGGUUCCAAGGGUGUCAAUAUCAUGGCUUUCUGUAAGGAUUACAAUGCCAGAACCGCUGACAAGGCCGGUUAUGUUAUUCCUGUCGAAAUCACCGUCUACGAUGAUAGGAGCUUUACUUUCAUAUUGAAGACCCCUCCUGCUUCGGUUCUGCUCCUUAAGGCCGCAGGUGUAGAGAAAGGUUCAAAAGACCCACAGUUAGAGAAAGUGGGCAAGAUCACCAUUGAUCAAUUGCGCACAAUCGCUGCUGAAAAGCUGCCAGACUUAAAUUGCACAAGUAUUGAAUCAGCAAUGAGAAUUAUAGCAGGCACUGCAGCUAAUAUGGGAAUUGAUAUUGAUCCUCCGGUUCUUGAACCCAAAAAGAAGGAAGUUCUUUUGUAGACGCGUUUGUUCUUUGUUCCCUUGAUUUUGCCUUAAUUGUAUUUAGAAAUCAUCUUUGUGCAAUAAGAUCGAUAAAUUCUUGAGUUGA